Molecule: messenger RNA, 2820 nt
Organism: Aegilops tauschii subsp. strangulata
Lineage: Eukaryota; Viridiplantae; Streptophyta; Magnoliopsida; Poales; Poaceae
Product: protein tesmin/TSO1-like CXC 2
Molecular function (GO): DNA-binding transcription factor activity
Source: RefSeq, a predicted model, not a curated record
CCACCCGCUCCCCUCGCCGUAUACUACUCCAUCCAACGCAAGGGUCCCAGACAGAGAGAGCGAGAGAGACAGAGAGAGAGAGAGAGAGAGACGACGACGGGCGAGGGGCGGGGAGAAGAGCGAGGCUGCCGGAAGAGGGAGCUUCUUCGGGGCGGAGAUUGAUGGACACGCCUGACCGCGCGGCGGCCCCGGCGGCGGCCAGGGCGGAGGACUCACCGCUUUUCAGCUUCAUCAACAGCUUGUCUCCGAUCGAGCCUCUCAAGUCUGCCUACUCCGGGAAUGGCCUCCAAGCAUACCAUCAGUCGCUCAACGUCACCUCCGUUUCCUCAAUCUUCACGUCCCCGCAUCACAAUGCACACAAGGAAUCAAAACUCUCCAAGAGCUCUUUCGCUGACUACACUGAAAACGAGCUUUGCAUGGAGGACGGCACCGAUAAAAACAAGUCACCCACUUCUUCAACGGCUGUUAGAUUGUUCGCCUGCACUAGCACCAUAACUCGAGAGAGCCACACGAUGAUUACCUGCUCAGUAAAUGAAGGCAUUGUUGAUCCUCCCAAAGGGCCUAAUGAUUUUCCUCAACCUGGUCGAUUCGAUUCUGGCAGUCCGGAUCACAACACAGCGCCUUGCCACGGUGUUAGUGUUAGGUCAGAUCUUAAACAGGACAAAUGUCCGAAAUUAGAAACAGUCCAAACCACUAAUAAUACUGUGGAGAAAAGGAAAUGUUUGUUUUCCAGUGACAUGCAGCUCCAGGAUGGUUGCCAGCCUGCAAAAGAAAAUAAUGAAGUUAUGGGAUGUGAAUGGGAGGACUUAGUUUCUGUCACUUCGGGCGAACUUUUGGCCUUUGACUCAUCAAUGGACCAACAUCACACAGGAGUUCAGCUGGCAGUUAAUAAUGCAGAAUCUUGUGGAUAUUUGCUAUCAAAACUUGCAGGAGGUGCUGACAUCUCUGAUAGAACACACCCCGCUACAUCCAGUCAAGCAUACUAUCAUGAGAUGGUAGUGGGAGAAGAUAAGACAGAAAAUGGCCAGCUCUUUCCUGAAGAUAAAAAAACAAUCUUAAGUGAAGAAAUACAGGAUAAUAUUAAUGAAGAGAAUGCAUGUAUUCCAUUAGGCUGCAAGGUUGAGACCCAACAACGAGGAGUUCGAAGACGCUGCCUUGUUUUUGAGGCAGCUGGGUAUUCACAUAGGACUGUGCAGAAAGAAUCUGUUGGGGAUUUGUCCUUCUCAACAUGCAAAGGCAAAAGUUCUGCCCAAAAUCACAGAAAUCCAGGAAAAACUCCAUCACCACAUGUAUUCCGUGGUAUUGGUCUUCAUUUGAAUGCUCUUGCCUUAACAUCAAAAGACAAAAUGGCUUGUCAGGACCCUUUGGCUACUGCCUUGGUUCCAUCACUGAAAACUGAACAGGACGUGCAUGGGAAUUUGCUGUCUGCUGGAGGAAAUUUUGUCCAUUCAGGUAGUGGUUUGUUAGACCUUCAGAUGGAUAAUGAUGAUUGCUCAGUUGGAGGUUUUCUUGGAAAUGAUCAUAAUUCAAGUCAAAGCAGCAGCCCCCCAAAGAAGAGGCGUAAAUCAGAUAAUGGUGACGAUGAUUCAUGCAAGCGUUGCAGCUGUAAAAAGUCAAAGUGCUUGAAACUUUAUUGUGAGUGCUUUGCUGCUGGCGUGUACUGUUCUGAACCUUGUUCAUGUCAAGGAUGCCUUAACAAGCCUAUACAUGAGGAAAUUGUUCUCUCCACUCGAAAGCAGAUAGAAUUCCGGAAUCCGCUGGCAUUUGCUCCAAAAGUGAUCCGCAUGUCUGAGGCUGGUCAGGAGACUCAGGAAGAUCCUAAAAACACUCCUGCUUCUGCUCGUCAUAAGAGAGGAUGCAAUUGCAAGAAGUCAAGCUGUCUCAAGAAGUACUGCGAAUGCUAUCAGGGAGGUGUUGGUUGCUCCAACAACUGCAGAUGCGAAACCUGCAAAAACACUUUUGGCACUAGAGAUGUUGCCGUAUCAGCUGAGAAUGAAGAAAUGAAGCAAGAAGGCGAUCAGACUGAAAGUUGUGAAAAAGAGAAGGAAAAUGACCAACAAAAGGCUAAUGUACACAGUGAAGAUCACAAACUGGUUGAGCUUGUCGUCCCAAUAACACCACCUUUGGAUGUUUCCAGUUCUUUGCUCAAACAGCCAAACUUCUCUAAUGCAAAGCCACCUAGACCAUGUAAAGCCCGCAGCGGGAGUUCCUCUCGGUCUUCAAAAGCCUCUGAAACAGUUCAGUCUCGCAAAAUCUCGAAGGUUGGUGAUAGCGUGUUCAUUGAGGAAAUGCCUGAUAUUCUAAGGGAGCCUUCUUCUCCUGGCAUCGUGAAGACUUGUUCCCCUAAUGGAAAAAGAGUUUCACCGCCACAUAACGCGCUCAGCAUUUCACCAAACCGAAAGGGAGGGCGGAAGCUGAUACUGAAAUCCAUCCCCUCGUUUCCGUCACUUGCCGGAGACACGAACGGCGGGUCUGCAAUAUGCAGCUCCGACAGCGCAACAGCCCUUGCUCUAGGUCCAUCUUAAAAGCUGGGCUGGGCAGCCGAUUAUCCGCGACCGGAGUACGACUUGUAGUCCGAUAAUGGUACCUCACAUAUGAACUCUGCGGCAAGGGUCAAGGUACUGUGAGAGAAUGUCGUGUCAUGUUAGAACUCAGGUAGUCUGUAUUUGUAACAUAUGUAGCGAGUGAAUAUUCUGUAUGUAAGAUGUUAUGAAGUCGUCGUCGUCGUCAUGAAAUUCUAUUAAUACUACAUAAAUCACCUCUGAUUAGUCAGGAGGUUUACUUGAUGCAAUUCAAUUCCAAGUUUUUCUUGAGAAACUA